AUGGCCAGAAGUCUCAAGUGUAGUCUCACUCUUUUCCUGGUUUUUCUGUUGUUUGGCUCUUCAUUUGUCGAAGCUCGUCCACUAGAUGUUUCUAAGCCUCCAAACAACAUUGAGGAAGCAAUGGAGGAAGUCUUGGAAGGUUCGAAUUUUGAAGUUAGCAAAACUAAAGGCACAACAACUGCUCUAACCCUAGUGCAGAUUAAGAAGGCUGGCCCGAGCCCUCCGGGACAGGGACAUCAUCAAUUUUCACAUGGACCACCUCCACGCCCUGGUCAUGGAAAUUGA
Messenger RNA from Ilex paraguariensis (yerba mate), 285 nucleotides. NCBI's taxonomy places the organism in Eukaryota, Viridiplantae, Streptophyta, Magnoliopsida, Aquifoliales, Aquifoliaceae. The record is from the annotation of a GenBank genome assembly.